Phycodurus eques (leafy seadragon) is the source of this 2352-nucleotide messenger RNA. RefSeq names its product keratinocyte differentiation factor 1a (gene kdf1a). Gene Ontology annotation, biological process: keratinocyte development; regulation of epidermal cell division. The record is from RefSeq and is a predicted model, not a curated record. NCBI's taxonomy places the organism in Eukaryota, Metazoa, Chordata, Actinopteri, Syngnathiformes, Syngnathidae. The transcript is spliced from 4 exons. Gene Ontology annotation, cellular component: cell junction. Bases 326 to 1522 code for a protein of 398 amino acids.
GGUAAAAGGCAGCCAGGGAUUAGCCGUAGCCGCAGCUAGUGGCCAAACACCGGACGACAACAAGUGCACCCGACCAGACACAACGCCAAUGAGUCCACUUCGAAUUUCACAUAGAGGCCCCGCUUUUCAUUUUGGUCGAGUUCGUUGUUUGGCGAGAGCAAAGUCACCUUUAUCUUUUUGUAUGCGGUCGGUUGUAACGCUUUGUUUCGGUGUGACGCGAGAGUAGAUGAACUUUUCUUUCUGCGACUUCCGUCCUUGGCUCCCCCAUCAAGUCAUUUGGGCUCAACCGGUUACUCCUAUGCGCAGGUCAGGGGGGUUGUGAGCCAUGCCUGGCUACAGCACUGGGGCCCCGCAGGCAUCCCGCCACCACAAACAUCACAGCCCCAGAGCAGACAAGUACGCUCAGGCCCCAACUAUAUUCAGGGAGAACAAAACCAGCCACGACUCCUAUAAGGAUCCCUACAAACCGCCUCAUCACAACGACCGCUCCCGCUACUCUGAGACCAAACAUGGUCGCAAAGCACCCCCGCGCGGCGGCGCCGGACGGGGCUCAGAGACUAUUGGCUUCAUUCCUGGCUCGGCAGACAACACGCCCACCAACAGACAUGCCUGUGGCUCCUGUGCCUCCGUGGGGUGGAGCGGCUGUAAGGCCCUUAUCUGCUGUGUAUUGACCUGUGGAUUUUAUGGCAGCCGAGAGCCUUGCCUGCCCGUUAACGAGAGCUCCACAGACAAUCCCCCUAAAGCAAGUAUCGAAUCCCACCCUCCUAAUGGCGUGGCUGCGACCAAAUCCCCCGGUGGCGGCAUCUCUUUUGAGCCCAACAAGUCCACUAAAUCUGUUAAAUUGUUGCCCACAAGCGACAGCUUCCGCUACCCGGACGUGCGCAUCGCUGGUCAGUCGGUAAGGUAUCCGGUAAUGGCCUCCAAGAGGACCCGAACCUCGGGCCGGGGGGAAAGCCAGCGGCCGAUCAGCAACACCAGCCUGUUAUCCCGUGAGGACUACGACUUGGAUGACCGGAGCGACACGGGCACAGAUAUUGACUCGCUCAUCACCAAGAAGCUGCUGGAGCUAUACGCCCUGCAUCAGAUCGACCAGCUGGCCAAGUGCACUUCUGACUCGUCGUUCUCCCGCAAAACCAAUGAGAUCAGCGAGCUCAUAUACAGCAUCGCUCAGGACUACAACCUGGAGGAGCAGGAGGCAGAGUGCAAGCUGGUGCACGGCGUCAUUCGCAUCAGCACCCGCAAGGGCAAGAGGAACAAGAGGCAUCAUUCUGCGGGUCACCGUCCUAAUGGCCGCAGCGACGGCACUCUGCCGGACAGCGGCAACGAGACCAUGACCAACACCUUCGUGAGCAGUGACUUUCCAGAAGUGAAAGUGUCGGAGCAGACGCCGUCAGAUGAGCUGGCGAGGAAGAUGAGACAAUACAGCGGGAGAACAUACUCCUCCAGCAGCGCCACGGCCUUUUCGCCCUACCUGCACGACACCGAAACGGACUCGUCAGGUGCGCCUCUCCUUGCGCUGUAGUGACAUGGCCGAAUAUUGUACAUGCCCGCCUUUUAUCUUCCUGCUCUCAUUUACUGAAUUCUGUUCUGCAAUGCUGGCUGGCUAAGUAAAGGGAAGGAAUUUGGGAAGUUUGACAUCUUUCCAUUGGAAUUAUUGAGAAUUAACUGGAGAUUUGGACGGAAUAUUUUUUUUCAUGCUCUGCCUCAUUUUAAAAUGAUCUGUAACUCUUAUUAUUAUUUUCCACAGUAGCCAAUGCAAAAUUUCCAGUUGAUUCCAGUAAAAUUCCCGUGAGAAAUUCAAACUUCAAAAAUGCCUGGAAAUUUACUACCCUAGUUGUAAGUCUCAUCUUUAAUUGCUGCUAAUGUUAUAGGUUUCGAUGAAUUUACCUCCCUUCAGUCAUGUUGUUUUUACGAAAGUGAGAGGAUUGUUUUAAUUGUUGUUUUUGUAUUGUUUUUCUUUUCUUUUUUUUUUUCUACUAUGUACCGGUAUUUGUUACAUAUGUCAAUUUGCAGUGUCAUGUUCGAAAAAGAUGAAUGUCUACACUUCAGGCAGGUUUGGCAGUCACGGCGUUGGAAUGUAGAAGAUGAAUGACCUGAAGGUUUAUACAAGUGAUUGUUCAACUUUUGUCAGGGCUUACAGGCGUUUUAAACGCCACACAAUCAUGUUUUGACUCAAGGAUUUAGCCAUAUUUCCUUGUAAAUAUUAUUUUUAAUUUACUUCAUGGGUUGUUAAACCACUUGUGACAUUUGAAUGCAUUUUGUAUUAUUAUUAUUUUUUUUUUUAAAGUGGUGAAUGCUGUUUUGGACAGUAAAAAUCUCAAUUUUAUUGUCAUUUCAUGUUCAAUAAAGAUG